AUGAGCCGGAGCUUCUACGACAUCGACCCGGCGGGUGAGGUGCUCUGCACGUACACCAAUGGCGGGGAGAAAGAGAAGCUCAAGUCCGAGAAAACCGAAGUGCCCAUCCCCAAGGCAAUCCUCUACGCGUUCCUACCCGCCGGUUACCCACAUUCCGUAACCGACGACUACCUCCCGUACCAAACCUACGACUCCCUCCAGGCCUUUGCCUCGUCCAUCACCUCACUACUCGCUAACCGCGCGGUGCUUGAGGGUCUUGGGGUUGGGGAUUCGUCGUCGUCCCCGACCGGCGCCCUGAUUCUUAAGAUCACAGGCGAUACCAUCUCGCGCAUCGCCACCAUCCUCUUUGCCCACCGCAUGGGCCAGGCCAUCGAGCCCGAGUGCAAGUUCUACCGCUUCCUAGCCGACAUCUUCAACGACAGCGCCCAGUUCCUCGAUCUCCUCACCCCGGCCCUGCCGUACUUCCCCAAGCUGGGCGUGAUCGUUUCCGCGGGGGUGCUGCGUUCGUUGUGCGGCGUGGCGGCGAAUGCUAGUAAGGCUAGUCUGUCGGCGCAUUUUGCGCUGACGGGGAACCUGGCGGAGCUGAAUGCGAAAGAGGCGUCGCAGGAAACCGUCGUCAGCUUGUUGGGGAUGCUCGUCGGGUCGUUGGUGGUGAAGAUGGUGGAGGACAAGCAGGUGGUGUGGAUGCUCAUGGUGGUCCUAGCUGGGGUCCACCUGGCAAUGAACUACCACGCGGUGCGUGCCGUCAAAAUGCGCUCGCUGAACCGCCAGCGUGCCACCCUUGUGUUCCGAGAAUGGCUAGACCGUGGGACCGUCCUCACUCCGGAACAAGUGUCGCAGAGGGAAAGCAUCCUACGUAAGGGCAGAGGAAAUCUGGCGAGUAAGAGCGGGGAUUAUACGGGCUUUUGCGAUUUUGGAACGUAUGGGGAUCUCAUGGGAUGGAAUCCGAAAGGAUACCACCGGUACGAUUUUGAGACGAGCACAUAUUUCAUGGGGAUAUGGCACCGCGGGGGGUAUUUUUACAUGAGGAUCGCGCUCAAGGAGGGGACAAAAAACCCACUCUCUGCUUGGUUCGACGCCGUCAACCAUGCUUACCACUUUGACUCGGCACUCAAAGACGGGUUGCAGAGCCAUUACGAGAACGAGAUGCCGUUGGGUUACGUGUCCGAGGAACAGAAGCAGACGAUAUUCACGGCCAUGACGACUGCCGGUUGGGAUCUCGAGGUGAACGCCCUGGAAACGAGGUUACCCGUGAGGGUCCGGGCGAGUGACGGCAAGAAAGGCCUCCACCUGCCGGAGAAGGACCCGGCACGCUUUAAUAGUCUCUCGGAAGCAAAGCAUGACUGA
Molecule: messenger RNA, 1347 nt
Organism: Chaetomium globosum CBS 148.51
Lineage: Eukaryota; Fungi; Ascomycota; Sordariomycetes; Sordariales; Chaetomiaceae
Exons: 3
Coding region: 1-1347 (448 amino acids)
Source: RefSeq, a predicted model, not a curated record